AUGAGCGACGCCUAUGAACGCGAGCAGCAGAAUAAUGCACUCCUCAACUCUCUUUCAUCCAAAGUUUCCGCCCUUCGAGACGUGACGAUCAACAUCCACGACAACGCGCGGGAUCAAGAUACGCUCGACCAUACGAAUGAUGUCUUUUCCUCUUUCGGCACGAAUCUGAAGGGUAGCGCAUCUCGACUCACAAGGAUGGCCAAGCAAGGUGAUACCGUCGCUGUGCUCAAAGUGGCGGGUAUUUGCAUCGGCGCCGGGAUCUUGCUGUAUAUCAUCCUGGGAUGGAUCUUCUGA
Molecule: messenger RNA, 294 nt
Organism: Penicillium maclennaniae
Lineage: Eukaryota; Fungi; Ascomycota; Eurotiomycetes; Eurotiales; Aspergillaceae
Product: SNARE domain- containing protein
Exons: 3
Coding region: 1-294 (97 amino acids)
Biological process (GO): intra-Golgi vesicle-mediated transport
Source: RefSeq, a predicted model, not a curated record